Messenger RNA from Lemur catta (Ring-tailed lemur), 395 nucleotides. Its product is annotated as kazrin-like. The record is from RefSeq and is a predicted model, not a curated record. Bases 78 to 395 code for a protein of 105 amino acids. The transcript is spliced from 2 exons. NCBI's taxonomy places the organism in Eukaryota, Metazoa, Chordata, Mammalia, Primates, Lemuridae.
CCGGCGCUGCCGGUGCCUGGGGGUCGGGGCGCGGGCGAGCCGGGCCGCGGGGGACCCAACAGGCCAAAAUCCUGAGCAUGAUGGAAGACAAUAAGCAGCUCGCGCUCCGCAUCGAUGGGGCGGUCCAGUCGGCCAGCCAGGAGGUGACCAACCUGCGAGCCGAACUCACGGCCACCAACCGGAGGCUGGCGGAACUGAGCGGCGGCGGCGGCCCCGGCCCGGGCCCGGGAGCCGCGGCCAGCGCCUCGGCGGCGGCGGACUCGGCGGCGGCGAACAUGGAGAACCACCAGCUCGGCGCGCAAGGUAGGGAUCGCCCCGCGCCCAGGGCGGAGGGGAGGCGCCGGCACGCCCGGCCCCCGCGCCCGGGAGGGAUCGCUCCGCAUCGCGGCUCGUAA